CGCCAGCUUGGCAGAUCAAAAUUUCCAACAUGUCGUUUGAGGUUUUUGCUUUCAUUCUUGCAAUUCUCAUCGCCAUUGGCCUGAUAUUUUUAGUAAUAUGGAAUAUUAUCGCGUUUGACGACCUCAAAACCGACUACAAAAACCCAGUAGAUUUGUGUAACAGUUUAAACCCGCUUGUUCUACCAGAGUAUGGCAUUCAUAUCUUCUUGACUCUAGUGUUUCUAUUUGGAGGUCAAUGGACGGCUGUUAUGUUUAACAUUCCACUCCUUGCCUAUCAUAUACAAAGAUAUAUAAACCGACCAAUUAUGAGCACACCUGGGCUUUAUGACCCCACAGAAGUGAUGAAUGCUAGUGAAAUGUGGAGAUGCCAGAAGGAAGGCUGGAUCAAGCUCGCUUUCUACCUCAUUAGUUUCUUUUAUUACCUCUAUAGGAUGAUGUAUGCAUUGCUUGUUUAGUUUGAGUUGAGUGAAACUCGAGAGUUCAGUUCAUCUUGCGCAGAGGUCCUUGGCUGAAUUAUAUUCAUUGAAAGAAAGGCAUUUGUACUUAUCACUGAAUUUUGAAAAGAAAAUAUUGUAGUUUGGCAAACGGUACUAGGAUUUAUAAUAUCAUUACAUUAUUUUGAGGGCAUGAACUUUUGUACUGUUGAUGACAAACCAGAAAUUCACAGGCUUUUCGAGUAGAUUUCAUGCUCCAUUUGUAGGGGAAAUAAAAAUGCAUUUAUAGAGAUAGAGAGCAAGGUGCAUUCUGGUCUUGCUCGAGUACAAAUAUAGGUUCUGCUGUACUUGUCCUUUGUCUUAUAUUGUGUUGUUUGUACCCAAGCUUGACCACAUUGCAUCUUGUUUGCACUUUUAUUUAAGUUAGAGGUAUUUGAGGUGUCUUGAUGUGCACUUUUUGAGAAACGUUUGAGAGCAUACUGUUGUGAAACAGGAUGUCAUAUGUAAUGUGUUUCAGAAAACAUCCAUGCUUGCUGCCUACUUGGGAGAAUGGAAUAUUCAAGGGGUGGGGAGAGUGCAUGGAAGGCCAAUGAUAAUGUGAACUGCAAUUUUAGUUAAAACCUUUGAAGAGUUUACUGCUAUGAAACUCUUUGACUAAAUAAAAUAUGUCCAGAAAAUAUCCAUGCUCGGCCUGCCAAGGGGAGCAAAUAUGUUUAAGGUUUAUAGUAAAUUAAUGCAUAGUGUGCUUAGUGGUAAAACCUGUUAUUACUAGAUGGCAAUGUACAUAUUGCGUAUUAUCAUGCACACCCCCUCCCAACCRCCACAAUUGCAUUGAUUUUAUCAUGGAGUAUAGGUCUAAGAAGGUACAUAGUAAAAAAAAUUUUCCAGAAGAUAGUUUUGGAGUAAUUAAUGGAUGUACACAUUUGUCUUUUUAUGUAUUUACUGUUAUUUAAAGGUCAUAUUGUUUUGAAGUCUAACACUAAAAAGAGAAGAUUUUUUUUUUUUUUGAAACAUAGAUUAGACAUAUUUGUUUGACUAGAAGAGCAUGUAAAGUGCGCAGGUGUACUUUGCAGCUCUUUUCAAUAGCAUACACGAAACCAUACAAUUUGCCGUCAAUACUAUUAAGGGUUGUGUUGUUGUCGAUCAAAGUGUUUUCAUGACUUUGUCACAAAACACAAGUUUCCGAGAGCACUUGCCUACAGAAUGACUUGAUUGACAUCCACCAAAGCAUUCUUUCUUCCGAGAAAAAUCCAACUUGGCUAUUGAGAAGCACUGUAAUGUAAGAACCUUUUAUGGCAAAAUUGAAUUAUAGAAUGAAAUAAAAUGUGUAUUUUA
Messenger RNA from Actinia tenebrosa (Australian red waratah sea anemone), 1769 nucleotides. RefSeq names its product protein cornichon homolog 1. NCBI's taxonomy places the organism in Eukaryota, Metazoa, Cnidaria, Anthozoa, Actiniaria, Actiniidae. The record is from RefSeq and is a predicted model, not a curated record. Gene Ontology annotation, biological process: vesicle-mediated transport.